AUGUCCAAAAAUGAGCUGGCAGAUGAGGUCCUGCACCUGUACAAGGGCAACCUUCAGCAUAAACAGCUUAUAAAAAAGCAGGAUGAAGAGCUCAAAAAGACGUCCAUGAUGGUGAGAAAGUUGACAAAUGACUUGGAACAGAUGAAAUUGAGGACAGCAAGAAUAGGUCGGUGGGACACUGAGCAAAUAAAAUAUGACAGGCUCAGUAAGGAGAUCUACACACUGAAGCAAGAAAAUAAGGCAUUAAAAAAGCAGCUCAAGGACCAAAAUGUAACAGAAAGAUCACUGGAAUCUGACCGAGUCAAAACAGUGCAGGAGACUAACUAUGACAUCAAUAAGGAGGUCUGCAGACCGAAGGAUAUCCCAAGCAGGUCAAAACAAUAUGAACAGAUCAAGUCAAAGGUUGACUCAAGGUGGACAAAACUACCGGGAACAACACAGCCACAUCAAACAGAUCAGAAAAGGACUAGCAAAGGGGCUCAACCUCCAAGCACCUCCCUCUCUCAACACCGAAACAAACGGCUGAAAAAUGCAGAGUCAGAUAGCCACAAACUUGAGAAAGAGACGGAGCUGCAGGGAGUGGAAACGAAGGAGAUUCAGGAAACAUCAGAGAACCUGCAGAAAGUACUGACUGAAACGAAGUCAGAACAGGAAGAAACAGUUCAGCAGGUCUUUGAGCAAGACAGCCCUACCACAGAAAAACACUUUGACUAUAAUGACAUAUUCAGUGAAAUCAUGGAAGAGCUGCCUGAGAAAAGCCAGGUGUUAUUACAGGUGAAGGACCGAAUCAUCCAACUACAAGAAAAUGAUAAGGAACUGAAAACCCAGCUUCAGACCAUGAAGGAGAGCUGUGAUGAGCUCUCCAACCAGCUGAAAGAACAGCAAAUUAAGUGUCAUGACUUGGAGAUGCAGCUCCAGGAUUUGAUCAGGGACUGGGAAAAGGAGCCAUCACUAAACAGCAUUGAUGAACUGCAAGAGUUGCAGUUGAUGCAGGAGAAUUAUGACAAGUUGCUCAAAGAUUAUCAAGAGAGUAAACAGCAAUGGCAGAUUCAGAAGCAGCAGCUAAAGUCACAAAUCUCCCACCUGGAGUCCCAGCUCAAGACUGAACUUGGAAAUAAACAAGAGAUACUCACCAGACUUGAGGGUGAAAAAGACACAAUCAAGAUGCUUACAGAAGAAAGUAAGCAGCUUCGAGUUCAAAUACACCAGCAGGAGCAUGGGUCGAAGUCACGAAUCCCCCAGCUGGAGUCCAAGCUCAAAGCUGAACGUGACACCAAACAAGAGGUACUCACCAUACUUGAGGCUGAACAGGACACAAUCAAGAUGCUUACAGAAGAACGUAAGCAGCUUGAGGUCCAGGUACAUCAACAGGAGGUGCAGCUAAAGUCACAAAUCUACCAGCUGGAGUCCAAGCUCGAGACUGAACUUGGAAAUAAAAAAGAGGUACUCACCAUACUUGAGGCUGAACGGGACACAAUCAAGAUGCUUACAGAAGAAAGGAAGCAGCUUCAAGUACAGUUACAUCAGCUGGAUCAGCAGGAGCUUCAGCUGAAGUCACGAAUCUCCCAGCUGGAAUUCCAGCUCAAGACUGAACAUGGAAAUAAAGUAGCGGUACUCACCAGACUUGAGGCUGAAAGGGACACAAAUAAGACAUUUAGACAAGAAAAGGAGCAGCUUGAGGUUCAGUUGAAGUCACAAAUCUCCCACCUGGAGUCCAAGCUCAAAGCUGAAAGUGACACCAAACAAGAGGUACUCACCACACUUGAGGCUGAACGGGACACAAUCAAGAUGCUUACAGAAGAAAGGAAGCAGCUUCAAGUACAGUUACAUCAGCUGGAUCAGCAGGAGCUUCAGCUGAAGUCACGAAUCUCCCAGCUGGACUCCCAGCUCAAGACUGAACUUGGAAAUAAAGAAGCGGUACUCACCAGACUUGAGGCGGAAAGGGACACAAAUAAGACAUUUAGACAAGAAAAGGAGCAGCUUGAGGUUCAGUUGAAGUCACAAAUCUCCCACCUGGAGUCCAAGCUCAAAGCUGAACAUGACACCAAACAAGAGGUACUCACCACACUUGAGGCUGAACGGGACACAAUCAAGAUGCUUACAGAAGAAAGGAAGCAGCUUCAAGUACAGUUACAUCAGCUGGAUCAGCAGGAGCUUCAGCUGAAGUCACGAAUCUCCCAGCUGGAGUUCCAGCUCAAAGCUGAAAGUGACACCAAACAAGAGGUACUCACCAGACUUGAGGCUGAAUGGGACACAAUCAAGAUGCUUACAGAAGAACGUAAGCAGCUUGAGGUCCAGGUACAUCAGCUGGAUCAGCAGGAGCUUCAGCUGAAGUUACGAAUCUCCCAGCUGGAGUCCCAUCUCAAGACUGAACUUGGAAAUAAAGAAGAAGUACUCACCAGACUUGAGGCUGAAAGGGAGAAAAUCAAGAAGCUUAGAAAAGAAAAUAAACAGUUUCUCCAGCAAGAUCAGCAACUAAAAUCACAAAUCUCCCAGCUGGAGUUCAAGCUCAUGGCUGAACUUAGACACAAAGAAGAAGUACUCAGCAGAUAUGAGGCUGAAAGGGAGACAAUCAAGAAGCUUAGAGAAGAAAAUAAGCAUUUUGUCCAGCAGGAUGAGCAACUAAAAUCACGAAUCUCCCAGCUGGAGUUCGAGCUCAUGGCUGAACUUAGACACAAAGAAGAAGUACUCAGCAGAUGUGAGGCUGAAAGGGAGACAAUCAAGAAGCUUAGAAAAGAAAAGAAACAGUUUCUCCAGCAAGAUCAGCAACUAAAAUCACAAAUCUCCCAGCUGGAGUUCAAGCUCAUGGCUGAACUUAGACACAAAGAAGAAGUACUCAGCAGAUGUGAGGCUGAAAGGGAGACAAUCAAGAAGCUUAGAGAAGAAAAUAAGCAUUUUGUCCAGCAGGAUGAGCAACUAAAAUCACGAAUCUCCCAGCUGGAGUUCGAGCUCAUGGCUGAACAUAGAAACAAAGAAGAAGUACUCACCAGAUGUGAGGCUGAAAGGGAGACAGUCAAGAAGCUUAGAGAAGAAAAUAAGCAUUUUGUCCAGCAGGAUGAGCAACUAAAAUCACGAAUCUCCCAGCUGGAGUUCGAGCUCAUGGCUGAACAUAGAAACAAAGAAGAAGUACUCAGCAGAUGUGAGGCUGAAAGGGAGACAAUCAAGAAGCUUAGAAAAGAAAAGAAACAGUUUCUCCAGCAAGAUCAGCAACUAAAAUCACAAAUCUCCCAGCUGGAGUUCGAGCUCAUGGCUGAACUUAGACACAAAGAAGAAGUACUCACCACAGUCGAGGCUGAAAGGGAGACAAACAAGAAGCUGGCAGAACAAAUUAAGCAGCUUCAGGUCCAGUUACACCAGCAGAAACAGCAGCUGUUUGUACUGAAUCAAAGUUUGAGACUCGACCACAGUGAGAAAGAUUUCCAUAUCUCUCCACCAGGCUCAACCUUGAUGGCUAAACAGUCUGAAGUUGUCCCCAAAGAUGAUUCCAUUGAGGAAACCUCAGACAACAGUCCACAAGAGCAUGUUCAAACUUUCAGGGAGAGGUAUGUCUCAAUUUUCUGCGAAAAUAAAUGUGAGGACACAUUCUCAGAGUCUUCACAGCCCAAAGAGACAAGGGAAAAAUCUACCCUGGGCAUUCAGCUUGCCGCACAGUACAGCUGUACCCUCACUUUCCCCAAAGCAACAGAAGAUCAAAACAAAAAUGAAGACAAAUCAAUUCCCUCCAGUAGCAAUGACAGGACUGAUCAAAAACAGACUGAAGAUCAGCUGGACAUCAUGGGUGAGAUAUUGUGGAAAGGCAGUCUAAAUGAAACCGCAGUCCCGAAAGCGCACAUAUAUUUAUCGCCUACUCUGGAUAUCGCCAAGGGUCCUUCUAAACACAUUUGUUCAACUAAGAUCAAAGAUGCUGAUGAAACAUCAUGCACUUUGAAGAAGACCAAGCACAAAGAAAAAUCAGCAGACUUCAAGAAAUCUGAACACAAGAAGGAAACAUCCCCAGAGUCCUCAAAGACCAAAGCCAAGAAGGGAAAAGCUCACAUGUGGAGCAACAUUUCCUGCCGCUCUGUAGUUCAAGAGCAGUAG
Molecule: messenger RNA, 4080 nt
Organism: Thalassophryne amazonica
Lineage: Eukaryota; Metazoa; Chordata; Actinopteri; Batrachoidiformes; Batrachoididae
Product: trichohyalin-like
Exons: 2
Coding region: 1-4080 (1359 amino acids)
Biological process (GO): non-motile cilium assembly
Cellular component (GO): ciliary transition zone
Source: RefSeq, a predicted model, not a curated record